Molecule: messenger RNA, 1666 nt
Organism: Guyanagaster necrorhizus
Lineage: Eukaryota; Fungi; Basidiomycota; Agaricomycetes; Agaricales; Physalacriaceae
Exons: 4
Coding region: 32-1387 (451 amino acids)
Cellular component (GO): cytoplasm
Source: RefSeq, a predicted model, not a curated record
AAUGUGAAAUGGCACCCUGAUUGCAACCGCAAUGAACUUCCUUGACCCGUACGACCUUUCUGCUGCGGGAAACAGCACACCACCACCUGGUCAGCCUGAGCAGAGUCUUAAUGAAGAAGUUAACCAAGUCAUCGGCCAGCUGAAUCGCUUCUGGGGUGGAUUUCGGAGACAGACUGCCAUCGAGACGGCGAAGAAAGAUUUCUCACAAGUCGUCACCCAGGCUCAGAAGGAACUGAACAAGUACACUGGUGCAGAGCCAAGCGCAACCGAGACUGAAUCACCCACUGAAGCUGAACCAGAGACAACACCCUCAGCCUCUACGCCGACAAAUCGCGAAGAGCCUGCGUCGUCAUCUACUUCCUCCCAUAAUAUAUUCUCUCGCUUGCAGUCGGCUCUUCCUCCCAACAUCGUCGCGACCGUGCAGGACCAUAUCCCGGACUCAUUGAAGCACGCCUCCGAGAAUAUCGACUUUGUCCAGCUACGAGCGACUCUCUCCACUGAGUUCCAGCGUAUUCAAGGCGUCACACGGUCUCAAGCAGAGGAGUAUGUACACAAGAGCGAGACCCUGCUCAAAGAGGCCAUCAAAGAAGCCAGUGACGUGCUAAGGGAUGCUGUCAAAGUCAUUCCUCCCGAGGACUCGAAUGGGGGCGGUCUCAUAUGGGAUGGAUCAGAUAUGUGGAUGCUUCCAGCAGAUCCCUCAGAAACCAGCAGCAGCCCCGACAAGGGGAAGGGAAAAGCAACCAGUCAGCGUGCCGUUGCUACCAGAGCUGAAGCUCUCCUCAGGAGACUCAAGCACGAUUCCGAAAUCAUCAGACGUGACCCGGAAGUUGAUCAAGGUUCGAAGGAGGUGUAUUUUCAGUGGCUUGCUUCCGACGUCAGCAGCAAGGAGGGUGGUAUUGAUAAUGAGGACUGGAAGGCCAAGAUCAUUGCCGCUCUCCAGGAUCCGGUCGACGGUGCAGGGUUAAAGGCUAAUGAGGAUACUUUAGUGCCGUUGGAAAUGACAAGAGAAACGUUCUGGACAAGGUUCUUCUUCCGUACGCAUCAAAUUGCACGCGAAGAAAAGAAACGACAAGCCUUGAUUCGAAGGUCAAUGGACAACGAAGAGGACUUCAGCUGGGAAGAUGAUGACGAGGAGGAGGUUCCAGGCAGUGCUCUGAAAUUAGAUGCCCUGCAAUCAUCUGAGGGCACGAUACACCCCGAAGGGAAACCAGUCGUGACGAACACAUCUGUACCGCCUUCGCGGACACACACACCUGCAACGAUGAGUCCCAGAGAGAGCAGUGAAGAAAGCUACGAUCUUCUAUCAUCGGGAAAUGUAAGCGAAACGAAGAUUAGUGGUAAGAAGGCUGUCGAUUCCUCUGAUGACGGUGAGAGCGAUUGGGAGUAGGUUGUUGAUUUAGCGUCAAUGAUGGAUUAGUUUUACUGAGAUGUACUACGUAUUUUUACGAUCACGAUCGCAAUGUGGAUACUGGCAUAAAACAAAAUGUCCUUGGGCAGCCACAUAAGCGUACAAUCAUUACCUAUCAGCAUAAAGUACUCCAGCCGCUAGUAGCAGUGGAUCAACCGACAUCGUUAAGUUUGGAACCGGUACGAAGGGCUUGUUGACUCUCCUCUUCACUUCCUUUGGUCGGUAUGGUGCUACAUUGAUAGUUAAUGAUCAGACAGG